Rubroshorea leprosula is the source of this 538-nucleotide messenger RNA. NCBI's taxonomy places the organism in Eukaryota, Viridiplantae, Streptophyta, Magnoliopsida, Malvales, Dipterocarpaceae. The record is from the annotation of a GenBank genome assembly.
AUUUUUCAUAUUUAAACUCUCAGAACCUCAACCUCAGCCAACAACACAACAGGGUUUCUGUACUAUUCACAUAUAUAGUUAAUCAUGGAAGUUGGUGGCAACAACAGGCAGAAGAAGCCCUUCUUCUCUCAGGUGGCCAGUCUUUUCAAGUCCCGGCGUCAUCAUAGAGUGGACAACUCCCGGGCGGAGGAGGAGAUGAAAGUGUGCCGUUCCGAUGACGACAACGGUUGUUUUGGGGUGGCGGACCAUGCAAUUAACGGGAAAGCUUCAGCCUAUAUUGAUAAAGUCCGUGCAAAAAUUCGCGCCUCCGAAUUACUCAGUGAUCAGGAUGAUGCUGAAAAGCCCUAAACUUAACCUCAUCAUCAUCAUUUCAUUCAUUUCUACAGCCACCUGCAUCUGCAUGCUCUCUCAUCACUACUCUCUACCUUGUCUUUCUCUAUUGUAUGCUUCUUAAUUUGCACUAGUAGCAGUUUAUAAGUUGUUUAUACUUUAUAAUGGUCUAAAACAAUGUAAUGAAUAACAAAUCAAUCAGAUCUCA